Messenger RNA from Scomber scombrus (Atlantic mackerel), 504 nucleotides. Its product is annotated as hepcidin-like. NCBI's taxonomy places the organism in Eukaryota, Metazoa, Chordata, Actinopteri, Scombriformes, Scombridae. The transcript has 3 exons. Gene Ontology annotation, biological process: intracellular iron ion homeostasis. Gene Ontology annotation, cellular component: extracellular region. Bases 72 to 305 code for a protein of 77 amino acids. The record is from RefSeq and is a predicted model, not a curated record.
UCAAUACAUCUGCACAUCAGACACAAGAAGAACUCUGAUUUGAAAACUUUAAACAGUCAAACCUUCCUAAGAUGAAGACCUUCAGCGUUGCAGUUGCAGUGGCCGUUGUGCUCACCUUCAUUUGCAUUCAAGAAAGCUCUGCUGUCCCAGUCACUGAAGUGGAGAAAUUGCCGUUCAAUGCAAUACCUGGAAACGCCCCAUGGUUGAUACCGGAAGAAUACAAGCCGAAAAAAAAAGAAUCGGCGUGUCGCCUUUGCUGUGGCUGCUGCGAAAUGUCUGGCUGUGGAGUGUGCUGCAGAUUCUGAAGAUUCCUGCAACAUCAACCACCAAAUGAUGUUGUUCUGUCUUAAAACUGUGUAACACUUUACAUUGUAUUAAAGUUUGUACACUUUGUUUUGCUGCAGUUAAUGUGAGCUCAGUGAUGUGAUUUCAUCAUCCACAUAUUAUGUUAAAUAUCUGCAUAUACUGCAGUGUACUAUCACAAUAAAGUCUGUUACUAAUAUA